AUGAACCAACUACUAAUUUUCUUAGCACUUUUCGUUUCCUCAUUCGGAGCUAAACUAAAUCAAUAUCUUCCUCCAAGACCUGAAAAUGACAACGCCCAAUACCAACCUCCAGCACUUCCCAAUCAAUAUUUUACCACAGCUAAUCAGUUCCAACAACAAUUCGUUACUCCAAAUAGUCAGCAGUUUAGCACCCAGUACUUAUCUCCAAAUAAAGAGGAGCAGUCAAGUCAAGCUUCUAGUUCCUUCAGUCAUAUUUCUGAACCAUCUGAGAAACCAGCUAGCCUCUUUGGUUAUGAAAACUAUUUUAAUGGCAAUAAAUAUGACAAUACUAACAAACAAUAUAUGGCUCUAAAUAUACAAGACGCUUCAGACCAAAGUUCUAGUUUCUUCAGAAACUUCCAGCAUCCAAUUCCGUCUAAUAUUAACAAGCAUGUAAAUUCUAGCAGACACUAUUUCGCACCAAACAAAAUAGACUCUUCUGGACACAGUUCUAACUUAUUUCAAAAAACACAAAAUCACAAUUCUUUUAACAGCCAAGGAUUGUAUCCAAGCUUUGAUUCAAUAUCUUCCAAUCAAGUACCGAUUACUGAAAACAGUAACUCUGCUCGACCAUCAUUUAACUCUCUUAACCAAAAAGCAACUUCUAAUGUUCAAUUUGAACAUUUAAGUUCAUUUUCCAGUAGGUUUCAUCAACAGUCAGGACAAACUCUAUUAAGCGGUCAAUUUUCAGGUUCUCACUUCGCACCAAUCGGGUUAAUCAAAUCUGAAUUCAAAUACAAUACCUCAAUGUCAAGUGCAAAUAAUAAAUACCCAGAAAAUGUAAAUAGUAAGUAUCAAAAAAGUGUACAACGCGAACAAUCUCCAUUUGCUUCUCAAGAAAAUAGACAAGUAGCAUAUUUCUUAAAUCCAAAACCCCUUUUAGGACAAAACAACGAUUAUCCUUAUUCCAAUCUAUCCAAAUCAAACAACGUUGCUGAUCAACAUACAUUUUCGUCCCAACAAAGCAAUAAAUUAUUACCAUCUACAUCUUCAUUUGGUUUUCCAACAAAAUUUAGACAGCAAAAAUGUGCUCCUAAAGAUUUUGUUAAACAAACUAUUGGUUAUCAAUAUCCAGUUCCUGAAAAAUAUCCUUUUUCUUAUCAACAAAACAAGCAAGUCGCUGCUUUUGGACACCAAUUUACCCCAAGAUUUCAGUACGGGGCUCCUGAGCAGUCUUCAUCGCCCAGUCAAGAAAACGGACAGUUCAAUUCAUUCCAAGGACUAAAUAGCCAAAUCUCAAGUUUUCCUACAAACCAAGGAUUCAAGAGCCAAAACAGAGAACAACAGAAAGAUACAUCUGGACAAUUUGGCACGGUUCAAGAUAGCUACGGUGGUUACAAAUACUAG
This is a messenger RNA of Diabrotica balteata, 1386 nucleotides long. The record is from the annotation of a GenBank genome assembly. NCBI's taxonomy places the organism in Eukaryota, Metazoa, Arthropoda, Insecta, Coleoptera, Chrysomelidae.